AUGUUUGAAUUUGGACAUGGAUUGAGGCCUACGUUCAUAAAUAUAUGGAAAGCAAAAUCAGUGGAAGAGUACAAGCCAGAUCCGUACGUUGCAACUAUACUCAACUGUGCUAUGUGGGUGUUCUAUGGCCUCCCCAUUGUCCACCCAGACAGCCUCUUGGUCAUCACAAUCAACGGUACUGGCUUCGUGAUCGAGGUCAUAUAUGUCACAAUCUUCCUCCUCUACUCAGACUGGCCUAAACGUCGCAAGAUUAUUAUUGCUCUCUUUGUAGAAUUUCUCUUCUUGGCCAUCGUAGUCUUCGUCACCUUGACAUUUCUUCAUGGAACCAAACAAAGGUCUAUGCUCAUUGGGAUACUGUGUAUCAUCUUCAAUAUCGUUAUGUACACUGCCCCCUUGACCGUCAUGCGUAAGGUGAUCACGACCAAGAGUGUGAAAUACAUGCCAUUUUUCCUGUCACUAGCCAACUUCGCUAAUGGCGUAAAUUGGUUUAUUUACGCACUCCUUCCACUCGAUCCUUACAUUCUGAUUCCCAAUGGUUUGGGAACAUUGUCUGGAUUAGUUCAGCUCAUACUCUAUGCUACCUACUAUCGCACAACCAAGUGGGACGAGGACACCAGCGACGUAAAGCCAUCUGAGGUUCAACUCUCCGGCAGUGCUCGUAACACCUGA
This is a messenger RNA of Ilex paraguariensis (yerba mate), 669 nucleotides long. Lineage: Eukaryota; Viridiplantae; Streptophyta; Magnoliopsida; Aquifoliales; Aquifoliaceae. The record is from the annotation of a GenBank genome assembly.